This is a messenger RNA of Momordica charantia (bitter melon), 623 nucleotides long. RefSeq lists its product as uncharacterized. NCBI's taxonomy places the organism in Eukaryota, Viridiplantae, Streptophyta, Magnoliopsida, Cucurbitales, Cucurbitaceae. The record is from RefSeq and is a predicted model, not a curated record.
CGCACCAAUUUUCUUCAAAAAAGUUUCCAUCUUUGUGAAAUUUUUGAAGAACCCAAUCGACCCAAUUGGCCAAAAUCAGCAAAUCUUGAGCCAAAAUCUUCAAAUUUCUUCCACAAAUGAAGAUUCUAAUCUCAGCUUCUCUGCUCUCUGCCAUGGUGUUGUACUCUUCUCUCCUCCCUUUUCUCCACUCUCUCAACCUCUACAUCUCUGCAACUAUCCAUAAAAACUACAUCUUUUUGCUCUGCAAUGGCCUCCUCGUCUUCAUUGUCAGAAAUUCCGGCCUCAUCGGCGGCUCCGGCGAGGAACAGGGCGGCGGAGGCAAAGUUGAGAGCAAAGUUGAAGAUGGAGAAGAGAGGGAAAAUGGGUUGGUUGCAGAACAAGAAGAGAGUGAAAAAUUGAUAACAGAGGAUGAAGAACAUGAAGAAGAAGAAGAAGAAGAAGAAGAAGAUGGGGGUUUGAGCAAUGAGGAAUUGAACCAAAAAUGUGAAGAAUUUAUUAGGAAAAUGAAGGCAGAAAUCAAAUUUGAAUUACAGCAAGUGCUUGUUUAUUAAUUGACUUGUAAAUUUUAGUUUCCCCUCUGUUUGAGGGGUAUAGAAAUAAUUUUACCUGCCAAAUUUUUCAGA